CUUGCACAUUUUGUGAUUAUUUGUUUUGUUUACAGAAGUCGCCGAGUCUUUAAAUGCAGCCGUCUUAGCAUGCACUCGGGAAGCUAACGUUAUUCAGUUAGCUGUAGCCUCUGUAUUCAUACUUAAUUCAGACACGUACAAUCGUUGUGUUGGUGAUAGUAGGCUGCUGAUUUUAAAAGAGACACAAUCAGGAUUUAUUUUCGUGUGUAGACGCUUCUCUUCAUAUCAGUUACUGUAGUUUUUUGGGGGGAAAGUGAAACGGAAAAUAAAACAGGCUCGAGUAAUAUUAACUGAUUUUGAAUCUGUGCCACGGUCCCCACAAGUCAGGGUUCACUGGACGAUCAGCGCCUGUUGUCACAAAAGCUUCUCUCUUUACUGCUUCUCCGAAAUAUGAAAUAUGACCACACUUCAAUUCAUGUAAUUCCAGUUUCUUUGUACGCUUGUGCGUACAAUGUCAAUAAAGCUUAUCUUAUCUUAUCUUAAUUUACUUGCCACUGCACUAUGCUCUAUUUUAACCACUACAGCUCCAAAUUGAAGUAUAUUAAAAAUAAGCAGGGCAAUCUAUUAAAGAAUUAGUCUUAAUUUCUAAGAAUCAUUAAAAACUUAUUUGGGAACUAAAAUCAUUAGGUGAAGUCCUUUUGUGUUUUAUUGCAAACUGAAAAUCUGAGUAUAUUAGGGUACCAAGAGAGCAACUAUAGUACUGGAUAGGAAUUCAGGAGUGGCAGACAAGACUGUGAGGGUGGUGAAGGACAUGAGGUAAGUGAGGUGUGGUGUGGUAGAAGUGACAGAUGAUUUUAAGGUGGGGGUGGAAUUACAUCAGAGAUCUGAGCCCUUUCUUGUUUGCAGCAUUGAUGGACAGGCUGACAGAUGAGGUCAGAUUGGAGUCUCCAGCUUUGGGGGCUGCAGUGAGAAUAUAGAGCAGGUGGAAGAGAGACUGGAGAGGUCAGUUCCAAAAUAUAUCAAUCCCCUUACCAUCCCCUUCGUCUCCCCCCCUUUCCACACCUAUCCACCACCCCACCCUCACCUCUUAGGAUGGAUAAGUUCAGAAAUGAACUAACUGUCACCAGUUAGGAGACAAAGUUAGAGAGACAAGGCUGAGAUGUUUUGGACAUGCGCAGAGGAGGGAUAGUGGAUAUAAUGGACAAAGGAUGUUGAAUAUGGAGCUGCAAAGGGAGGAGAAAAAGAAGACAACCACAGAAGAAGUUCAAGGAUUGGUGUGGCAGAGGAGGAUGCUAGAUAUUAGUACCAGUGUAACGUUCAGACUCAAGAUGGUGGACUCCCAGUACUACCUCCCAAAUGACAUUGGAAUCUCCGCACUCGACUGCAGCGAGGCCUUUCGUUUGCUUUCACCUCAGGAGAAGAUGUACGCCCACUACCUGUCACGCGCGUCUUGGUAUGGCGGUCUGGUAGUACUGCUGCAGACAUCCCCCGAGUCUGCAAACAUCUUUGUCUUGCUGCAGAGAAUCUUCAGAAAGCAGACGCCUGCACAGCUGGAACAGGUCGCCACAGCAGCUGGGCUCAGCUCUGAGGAGUAUCAGGCCUUUCUGGUGUAUGCAGCAGGUCUGUAUGCAAACAUGGGCAACUAUAAGUCUUUUGGAGACACAAAGUUCAUCCCAAAUCUGCCUAAGGACAAGCUGAAAGCGCUGGUUUGGGCCAGCCAGGCCUUUCAGGAGCAGCCGGCUGAGAUGGAGGCUCUGUGGGACAGCUGCUCCUGUCUCCUCUACUCGCUGGAAAACAGACAGAAACAGCUGGGGCUGGGCGACAAGGGAAUUACCACCUAUUUCUCAGGAAACUGCUGCCUGGAGGAUGCUGAGCUGGCUCAGAAGUUCCUCGACUCAAAAAAACUGUCUGCCUACAACACGCGUCUGUUUAAGAAGGAAGACGGAGGGAAAACCUGCUAUGAGGUCCGCUUGGCUUCAGCUGUGCAAAAAGACUGCGCAGUGGAUGGGGAGUGCGAGUCCUGCUGUGGCAGCUUCAGCUUUGAAGACAAAGAGUUCACUGUGAGGAGGGGAGACUAUAGCCGUGUCAUGGAAAAAGUCUGCUAUUAUGUUGAAAAAGCACAGGCCUAUGCUGCCAAUGAGAACCAGAGGAAGAUGCUUGAAGAGUACACACGCAGCUUCACCUUAGGCUCCAUUGACGCACAUAAAGAGGGUUCGCGCUACUGGAUUAAAGACAAGGGGCCAAUUGUGGAGAGUUAUAUAGGUUUCAUCGAGAGCUACAGAGACCCAUUUGGCUCCAGAGGAGAGUUUGAAGGUUUUGUGGCCGUUGUGAACAAGGCGAUGAGUGAGCGUUUCGCCAAACUGGUGAGUUCAGCAGAAGUCUUGCUUCCUGAGUUGCCUUGGCCGCAGGAGUUUGAGAAGGAUACGUUCCUUAAACCGGACUUCACCUCACUGGACGUUCUCACCUUCGCUGGGAGUGGAAUACCAGCCGGCAUCAACAUCCCCAACUACGAUGACAUCAGACAGACAGAGGGCUUUAAAAACGUGUCACUUGGUAACGUGCUGGCUGUAGCCUAUGCAACGCAAAAAGAAAAACUGACCUUCCUGGAGGAGGGGGACAAGGAUUUGUUUAUCAAAUGGAAGGGCCCGUCGUUCGAAGUGCAGGUUGGACUUCACGAGCUUCUGGGUCAUGGGAGCGGAAAGCUGUUUGUCCAGGAUGACAAGGGCAAGUUUAACUUUGACCAAAGUAAGGUGAUCAACCCAGAGACCGGUGAACCGGUGUCCAGCUGGUAUCGGGGCAGCGAGACCUGGGACAGUAAGUUCUCCACGAUUGCUUCUUCUUAUGAAGAAUGCCGCGCUGAGUGUGUCGGACUCUAUUUGUGCCUCAACAAACAAGUGCUCAGUAUUUUUGGCCAUGAGGAUCAGGAUGCAGAUGAUGUGGUGUACAUAAACUGGCUCAGCAUGGUCAGAGCGGGACUGCUGGGCCUGGAGUUCUACACACCUGAGAGCAAGAGCUGGAGACAGGCUCACAUGCAGGCUCGAUUCGUCAUCCUACGCGUGCUGCUGGAGGCUGGAGAGGGCCUGGUGGGCCUGGAGGAAGUAACAGGAGAAGAUGGCAAGCCCGAUGCACGAAUUACACUGGACCGAAGCAAGAUCCCCACCGUAGGCAAGAACGCCAUCCAUAGGUUCCUUUGUAAACUGCAGGUCUUGAAGUCGACGGCAGACGUGGAAGGAGGCAGGGCUUUCUAUGACAACUACUCCACCGUAAGCGACACUGGCGCUCACAACUUUUUGCGCCUGCGCGAGACGGUGCUGCUGAGGAAGGAGGCUCGCAAGAUGUUUGUUCAAGCCAACACAAGAAUCAGCGGUAUGUAAAUGACUGUUUUAACA
Molecule: messenger RNA, 3329 nt
Organism: Neolamprologus brichardi
Lineage: Eukaryota; Metazoa; Chordata; Actinopteri; Cichliformes; Cichlidae
Source: RefSeq, a predicted model, not a curated record